UCUGAAUUCUCAUGCAUGAUGUGUGGCAUGACACAGGAAGUGGUGACGAAACAACAAAUGCAGAGAAAACAGAAGUUUGUCUGGUACAGAGAGUCUGGCAGACACUCUGAACAUUCAGUGGCGAGUCUGGCAUCCAUGAGUGACACCAUGACGAGCAACUGUUCGUUUGAAGCGGUGGACCACCUGAUGAGAUAUCUGGAGCUGGUCAUCUACGUGCCAAUAUUCCUCUUUGGCCUGAUCCUGAAUGUCGUCGCGCUGCUGGUGUUCUGCCUCUUCCUGCGGAAAUGGACUGAGUCCACGAUCUACAUGACCAGCUUGGCUCUCAUGGACCUGCUCCUCCUCUUCCCUCUUCCCUUCAAAAUGCACGCAACUAAUCACCUCUGGCCCGCGAACCUCCAACCCCUCUGUUCGGUCUUGGAGAGUCUGUACUUUGUUGGGAUAUAUGGCAGCAUCUACACUAUCAUGUGUAUAGCUGUGGACCGUUGGGUGGCAAUCUGUCACCCGUUCAAAGCCAAGCAGCUGCGGUCACCUGCAGCAGCUCUGGGGGCCUGCGUGGGGGUGUGGGUGCUGGUGCUGUCAGUGAUCUCUCCCACCAUCCAUCGCUUCAGGGAGGGCGGGCCGACAGACUUCCACUGCUUCCACAUGUUUUCAGAGAAAGGCUGGAGCCCCCCGGUGAUCGUCUGUCUGCAGGUGUUUGGGUUCUUGGUGCCUGUGGUUGUGGUGGUGUAUUGUUCGGUCAAGACCAUCUGGACGCUGAAGAAAUCUGGCCAGCACAGCCCCCAGAGCCAGGCCUGUGUGAAGAUCAUCUACAGCAGCCUGAGUGCCUUCCUGGUGCCCUUCACCCCGAGCCACCUCGGCAUCCUCCUGCAGUUCCUGGUGCACCAAGGAGUAAUCCAGGACUGCGGCACCAAGAUCGGGAUCAGCCUGUUCCUCCAGGUAUCCAUGUGUCUGUCCAACAUCACCUGUUGUCUGGACGCUCUGUGCUACUACUUCAUCGCCCACGAGGUGAGGAGCACCAAACACACCUUCAGGGUGUCAAUGAUCAGCCAAAGAAGAGUCACUUUCAGCAGUUCAGAGGUCUGAACCGUGCACGGAGACAGUUCAAGCUUGCAACAUAACGUGUCCUCAGAGGGCCGAUGGCAGUGACCACAAGAUCUGGCUUCCUCAGUUUUAGCAGUGAAACCAACGAAGAGUUGUAGUGGCAGCGAGUGCAACCUCUGUUUGACACAGGGCUGAGAGUUGGGCUAAGGCUGUUGUAUAGGAACGGCUCUGAAAGGCACCGAUACAUGAUUUGGUCCAGUGACAGGAAGCAGGUAGGCACAUCUGUGACCUCAAAGAGCUACGAAAGCUGCAAAAAAGAACUACCACAACAUGAGAUGUUUUUUGAGAACGAUUUAAGGGACGAGGCUGAUGAAAGACUCAAAGCUUUUCUUGGUCCCACACUCCGAUAAUGAGAAACUGAUGUGGGCUAGAAUUCAUUUUAGAUCAGCCGGGUAUUACGGAGAACUGUCGUCUAUUUUCUCGAGGGGUGAAGUCAAGCAUAGACUGCGUAAAAUGUACUUUUACUGAAGUCCUCAUUAAAAGAGAAGAUCGACCACUAAAGAAUCAGGGCAGAUACGUUCUGGAUAAAUCUGGUUAAAAAAUAUGCCGUCAGUAAAUUAUGAAACGUUGAAAUGUUUUAUUUUUAGAGGAUCUCUCAUAUAUGAAAUGCAGACAAACAAAAAAGUCAGCUUGAAACAAAUAAAUUAUUAAAACUUAAGCAAGUAAAUAUGUUUUAUUGGUUACAAAUUCAUUCAAAUAUUAAUUUCCUUAUUUAGUUAUCUAGUAUAUGAAGAAAAUCAUGAUCAUAAAUCUCACAACACCAAUUCUGGUGGUCUUGAAGCAUGUGAAUGUAAGUCAUUAUUUAUUUAUUUUCAUGAAUUAUGAUUUGUGAUGACUAGAUUUGUCGAGGCACAUAAAUGGAGAGAAAGUCAGCUAAGUUUUAUGAAUAUAAAAUACUGGUAGUUUUGUUUGUAUGCAUCCUCAUUUAACAUAAUGAAGCUUCAUACAUGUGCAAUAGUGUCAUGUGAAAUUAUGAAAGGUCUGAUGUUAAUGGUCGACCCUGCGCAUUAAAAUUUUUUUGAUAAAACUGUUUCCACAUUAGUUGUUUUCACAUGAAUGCAGUUAAAGCUCAACCCCCGUUGGAAAGCUGCACAUUAAAUACAUUAAGCUGAAGAGUCGAAGAGUCACGUUGUGGUGACAGUGAAAGGUUCUGGGGUCUAUUGGGCGGUUUCGUUACAUUAAUACUGUUUUUAUAAUAAUGAGGCAUGAAACUGCCAUUGUGUUUAUUAAUGUCAUGUUUACUUGCAUUAUUUGUGUCUUGAUACUUAUAUUUUCGCACCUACCUAUUCCAGGGUCAUUUUUUUUGGCCGAAUUCUAUUCCGUUCCUGUCAUGUUGAUUUCUGUUUCUGUCGUUGUAUUUUCUCAAACGAAGUGAGAGGUGUUGUGUUGAAGUGAUGUUAGUUGUUGUGAAGUCGUGGAGCCGACCUGCAGUUUGCCUGUCUGUUCUUUUCCUGCUCUCUUGUUUUGCACGGCAUUCAUUUGGAAACCAGAUCUUCUUCUUUCACCUCAAAGUGAAAGAUAACUAACCACAAAAGAUUUGUCUUGUGAUGUGUCUUACAAAAACCAUGAUGAAUCUGCAGUCUACGGUUUUGUAAAAUUCAGUAGAUGACAGCAUGAGAUCUGAUCACAGCUGUGAGGAAGUUCACAAAGGAAAAAUAAAGUCUUAGUUUCCCUUU
Messenger RNA from Scophthalmus maximus (turbot), 2777 nucleotides. RefSeq names its product G-protein coupled receptor 55. The transcript has 3 exons. Gene Ontology annotation, cellular component: membrane. The record is from RefSeq and is a predicted model, not a curated record. The coding region runs from base 16 to 1083 and encodes 355 amino acids. Gene Ontology annotation, biological process: positive regulation of Rho protein signal transduction; phospholipase C-activating G protein-coupled receptor signaling pathway. NCBI's taxonomy places the organism in Eukaryota, Metazoa, Chordata, Actinopteri, Pleuronectiformes, Scophthalmidae. Gene Ontology annotation, molecular function: G protein-coupled receptor activity.